Molecule: messenger RNA, 1434 nt
Organism: Haemonchus placei
Lineage: Eukaryota; Metazoa; Nematoda; Chromadorea; Rhabditida; Trichostrongylidae
Source: the annotation of a GenBank genome assembly
AUGGCGAAGAAAUUCGAGUUCAAGUUUGAUCUCGAUGAAGAUGAAGAAACAUGGCUGACACCACAACUCUCAGAGAGGACGGUAGGCACACAAUCGAAACCGGUAGAUCUGAAGGAGUGGUUUGCUCAAAUCCCAACAUCAGAUCGAGCAUCGCUGCUCAGUAAAAAACUACAAAAAUAUGCUCAAAAGCGAGCUGCCAGAAAAGGGAACGAACGUCUUCGCAGCGGCCAGUCAGUCUCAUUGGACAUUGUCACCGAAGAAAACGGAAGUCCUCAGUCGAUUUCGCCUAACACUGAUCAUCAAAAUGAUAUGAAAGGUGCCGAAACAGCAGUAAAGGCACCAACUGUUAUUACAACAUCCAAUAACGUCGAUCACAUCAGCCAGCAGGAAAGAAAUGACUCUGGAAUAGCCAACAACACCGAUCACUUUUCAUCGCCGGAGUCGACACCGUCAAGUGCUCACUCGAACAGCAAUAUUAUCACUUCAACACCGAUGCCUUCUGGUGAUGCAUCCAACGUCCCAUCACAUUUGCCCUUGUCGAGUAUUCAGAAUCCAGCCUCCGUGGGACAGAUUCUAUCGGAUUCGGAUGAUGAGUUCUAUGACGCUUCCUCUGAUUUCAUUGACAAUCCACCUCAACAAUUGAUGACUUCUUCGCUGCAUGAAGACCAGCUCAACGGUAAUGGCAUGCUGCCGGAUGAUUCGGGCAUUUCGGUUGUACGAAAUAGUAUGACCCAGUCACUGAUGAAGGUAGAAGAGGAGACGCCUGCCUCGCAGCUCAAUGUCCACACAACUGCCAACAGUAAACCAGUAAGGGCAAGUUCUGUCAGUCCGCGGCCGACGAGUACGUUCACAGCAGAAAACAGACCCGUACAACCAACGGUGCAACGCACAGUUCCACCAUCGCAGCCAGCACAAUCAAGAGGAUCCACGGAAAGCAUCGAUCAACUUCUCCAAGCACUGAUAUCCACUCCUACGACGAAUAACAAGGAAAGGGAUAGGAACAGUAACUUACCGCCUUCACAUGACCACGUGAACUCGCUGAACAAUCGUCCGGUAUCGGCACCGCGUCCAUCGCCCCAAACUGGUUCUGACAUACCGGACCUAGCCGCUUUGCAAGAGCUAGCCAGACAGCAGGAAGAAGCUUUACGGCAAGCUGUAGAACGACAGCAGCACGGUAACAUUGAGCGCAAACAUUCUUGGCAAAAUGAUGCAAAUUCGAGGAGCGUUCAUUCUUCGGCUGGUUCACUUGUUAGUAGCAAAUCUGCAGAUAUGUCCGCACUUCACAGGGUGAACGCGAAUCCAGUAUCGAGAAUUCCUGGUCCAACCCGUCUUCCUAGAAAAAGUGGAAUUCCGGCGCCUGCAAAGAGAAUUGCAACUCCUGCACGCUGUGCUUCGGCCGUCCCGCAGCCUACCUACGAUGAUGAAUGUUUCUGA